Opisthocomus hoazin is the source of this 1176-nucleotide messenger RNA. NCBI's taxonomy places the organism in Eukaryota, Metazoa, Chordata, Aves, Opisthocomiformes, Opisthocomidae. The record is from RefSeq and is a predicted model, not a curated record.
AUGCGAAGAUGUUGGCCAGUUAUUGGACAGCCUGCAAGGGGUAAGCGUCCAAAAGAACCUGGGGAAAACAAGAUUAGGCCUGUUAACAAAAAAUUAAAACCCAAAACCCCUAAGAUGAAGGAGAGAGAAUCUGCUGACUCCUCUUUGAAGUCCCAGUCCAUACUGACACAGGUGAUGGAUAAAGGUCGUUUCCAGAAACUAGCUGCCACUUUAAGCCUGUCUGCAGGACAAAGCAUAGAACUGCGAUGCAAGGGGAGUAACGUUACUUGGGACUAUCCUUCGUACUUAGACACCUUUAAAGACUCCAGACUCAGCAUAAAGCAGCUUGACAGGUACGGUCAGCUGAUCCUCGCAAACUCCACUGCAGCAGACACAGGUGAAUACAGCUGCUGGCUUCAGCUGUGCAACGGUAACAAAUGCAGGAAGGAUGAGACUAGAACAGGUUCAACGUACAUCUUUUUCACAGAUAAAGAGGAACUUUUUGUGCCUACUCCCAGUUAUUUUGAGAUUGUCUACCUGAACCCAGACAAACCUGCAGUCAUCCCAUGCCGUGUUACUACUCCUUCGGCAAAAGUAACUCUACACAGGGAAUUUCCGGCAGAAGAAAUUGAAACAGAUGGAACUGAUAUUAUUUAUGAUGUGAAGAAGGGUUUUGUCUACCAGCACCCUACUUCUGACCAUAAAGGUAUUGUUUACUGCAAAGCAGAGUCACAGGGAGCACCUCAGAUUUCCAUCAAGUAUCACCUACUCUACGUGGAAGUUCCCAAGGGCCCGCCCUCAACCACAAUCGCGGCGUCAUCCAACAGAGCAGAAGUCAGCGACAGCGUGCAUGUGAUCUGCACCGUGCUUGGGGAGCCCGAUGUAGAUGUGAACUUCAGGUGGCAGUACCCAGGGCAAGAGUCUGAGAGGCCUGUGAUUAUCCAAAACUUCUGGAGACUGAUCAACAGAGGAACUGGACAUACCACAAGAAUCUCAAAAAGUGUUCUUGCUAUUGAGGAUUUUGAAGCCACAGAUGCUGGGAACUACAUCUGUAUAGCUCAGAACCUACAAGGAGAAACAACAGUAGCUACUAAAGUUGACCUAAACUGACAGGAAAGGCUUCUGGACAUAGAACGAACUGUAUGUUAUUUUACAUUUUAGCCAUUUAGUUUCUUUAUUAAUGUUUAAAUGUCAUUU